This is a messenger RNA of Mya arenaria, 2113 nucleotides long. RefSeq lists its product as uncharacterized. Gene Ontology annotation, biological process: fatty acid metabolic process. Gene Ontology annotation, molecular function: medium-chain fatty acid-CoA ligase activity. The record is from RefSeq and is a predicted model, not a curated record. Lineage: Eukaryota; Metazoa; Mollusca; Bivalvia; Myida; Myidae. The transcript is spliced from 17 exons. The coding region runs from base 1 to 1905 and encodes 634 amino acids.
AUGGGAAGGUGCGGCUACCGAGGGGAGCAGGGAGCAGAUGUCUUGCGAUGGGAAGGUGCGGCUACCGAUGGGAGCGGAUGUCUUGCGAUGGGAAGGUGCGGCUACCGAGGGGAGCAGAUCUCUUGCGAUGGGAAGGUGCGGCUACCGAUGGGAGCGGAUGUCUUACGAUGGGAGGGUGCGGCUACCGAGAGGAGCGGAUGUCUUGCGAUGGGAAGAGAGGCCAGGCCGAGCGGCAAGCCUCUUACAAAGAGCUACUAUCAUGGUGUGUGCGAGACGCCACUUAGUGGCGCCACCAUCGGAGAAGUCCUCGGACAGAAAGCACUGGAAAAUCCGGACCGCAUCGUUAUUAAAGCCCCAGAGUUUGGACAGAGUGUCACCCUAGGGGAGUUAAAAAGAAAGGCAGAUUGUGUCUCCAAAGCGCUUUUGGCGUCCGGAGCCAAAAAAGGCGACUACGUGUUCUUGACUGGGGUGGCAGACACAGAGUUUGUCGUCUGGUAUUUCGCCGUCGUCCAAAUAGGACUUGCAAUUCUCGCGCCCGUUCGUGUUGCACAUCCCGAAUCCCAGCUGGCAUAUUUCUUGAAAUCGAAGCCUGUUGUAGCCUACAUUGGCAGAGAUCAUGCUCAAGGGACGAUAGAGAUUCUCAAGGACUUGCAACGAAGCCACGAUGGAAACGUUGUAUUGGUCAGUCACCAGCCAGCCGAUCCAGAUUUUCUACCAUACGAGAAGUUCCUAGCAUCAGGACAGGCGAUCGCUGAACAGCAACUUAAGACGGCCACUAAGUCAGUCUCCAUCGACGAUGUGGCCUACAUGAUAGCCUCAAGUGGAACUUCAAGUACCAGUUAUAAAGUGUCAGCACAUACGCAUCAUGCCAUGGUCAACCUCGCCAAAUUUUGCCAACAGCGCAUGCGUCCAUACACGGAAGAGGAAGUAAUUAGCAUCAUGAACCCGAUACAAGAUGACACGUGCGUCCUGACACUACUUGGGCUCGUCAUGCACGGUGAUCACGGGGUUAUCGCACCACGUGACCUCGUGCCGUAUACGGACUGUGCUGAUGUUUUCAUGAAGUUUGUACACGAAAACAGAAUUGUGUGGCAUUCUGGGAUGCCGUUUGAGUUCAUUCACACGAUACAGUCUUCCAACCGGGAAAAGUACGACUUGUCAAGUCUUCGUGGAGGAAACCUGGUUGGCCAAAUAAUAACUAAGGACGUCAAGACAAAACUCCUCAAUACUUUCUCCGACAUGAUUACCAUCUAUGGUGCCACGGAAUGCUUCGCGGGCUUGGCUACAUCAGUGCGGUGGUCGACACCCGAACAAAGAUUUAAUUCAAUAGGCUUCCCACUUCCCCAUUGUGAGGUAAAGCUAGUAAACGAAAUGGACGAUGUUGUUCCUAUCGGAAGCCAGGGGGAAAUAUGUUUGAGAGGAUGGCCCAUACUAAAAUAUUAUUUCAACGACCCAGAACGUACUGCACAAACAAAACAUCCGGACAAUAAUGGAUGGCACCACUUCGGCGACAUUGGAAUAAUGGACGAGACUGGACACGUGACAUACAUUGGCCGAAAGUCCGAAAUGGUCAGAUUCAAUCAUUUCUCAGAAACCGUCUCUCCGAGUGUCAUUUUAGAAGUUGUGAAAAAAGACGAACGAGUGCUUAACGCAAAGGUCGUUGGUAUUCCAAACGACAUCAAAGGAGAUGAUAUUUGCCUCUGUGUUGAAGUGAAGGAGGAUUGCCAUGUCACUGAGCAAGAACUAAGGACAUCUAUGGAACAGGAGCUGAAUGAAGUUUUACGUCCAGAUUACUACUUUAUUUUUGACAAGCUCCCUAGGACGGGUUCACGACAAAAGAUUGCGUAUGUGGCCCUUACAGAAUGUGUUGCCGCAAAACUGAAGAAAUUACAGAUUGACGAAUAACAGAUGCACAAGAAAUAGUUGCCUAAAAAUGUACGAACAAUUUAAAAGUUUAGUGUUAUUAUGUUGAAACAAAAGUACAAUCACAUUUAAAGUGAAUGUUUUCGAAAGAAAGUAUAUUAAAAUAUGUUUAAAGAAACUAGUAAAAAAGAACGUGUUAAAGGAGAUGGACAAAUUUGAGAACUCAAUGUUUUUAUUUUCAGUUUUAAAU